AUGCACCCGAGUGUUCGAUACAAGAUCGGAAUUUUGGCACUCAGUGCGCUAUUGAUCGUUUACUCCUUACACUUGUACUGGAAAGCAGACGUGGAAUUCGCUGAAGCUAUUGAACCUUCGUCACUCCAAGCGCGACAAACACUCCUGUGGCAACAACUCAGCUCCUUGUUAGAGGACCAUGCCCCGGAAUGUCCUUCCCCCGAGAGGGAUGACAGCUCCGGAGCAAUUCCGUUUAAUGCCGUGAAAGACGUGUCUCGGCCGGACCUUAUUACCAAUUCCGAGCGCAUCCAAGGGCCGCUACAGAGCGCGCAUGAUAAGUUCGUAGAUGCAAUAAGAAACUCGAAUAUAGAUAGGGCCUAUAACCCCGGAACCAGCGGCAUCGUGUCCAGCGCCGGGAAGUCCUACCUUCCGCUGUUUGUCACUUCAUUGCGCAUGCUUCGACGGACCGGUUCAACUCUGCCCGUGGAGCUCUUCGUGAAGGACGAAACGGAAUAUGAGGCCAAGAUCUGUGCAGAAAUCCUUCCUCAGUAUAACGCGAGAUGCGUCAUUCUUUCGGAUAUUGAGGCCAGCCAAGGCUACUCCACAGAGCAGAUCGCCCACUACCAAUUGAAGAUUUUUGCGGUGUUGUUUUCUUCCUUCGAGAAUGUCAUCUGGAUGGACUCCGAUGGCUUCCCGCUUCAUAAGCCCGAGUCGUUAUUGCAGACCGAGCCGUUUACAUCAACCGGUCUCGUCACCUGGCCGGACUUCUGGGCUUCGACGGCCUCGCCUCUGUACUACAAUAUAUCUCGACAGUCCAUUCCAUCGAUGACGGAGCGUGCUUCCUCGGAGACCGGCGUGUUCUUGAUCUCGAAGAAAAAUCACUUCCUGACGUUGCUGCUAGCUGCCUAUUAUAACUAUUAUGGGCCGUCGCACUAUUUCAUGUUGCUUUCGCAAGGCGCCCCGGGAGAAGGAGACAAAGAAACCUUCAUCCAAGCCGCAGCUGCCAUGGGCGAGCCCUUCUACACGGUCAGCGAGAAGGUAUCCGCUGUCGGCCAUGCGAAGCCAGACGGGGGUAUUUCAGGGUCUGCCAUGGUUCAAGCGGACCCGAUCGAAGAUUAUCGAUUGACCCGUGAAGGGAAAUGGCGGAUUAAAGACCCAUCUGUCGCGAAAGCCCCUCAGGUGUUCUUUAUCCAUGCGCAUUAUCCCAAGUUUAACCCCGCAGAGCACCUGUUUGGCAAUAAGUGGGAGACCGCACCAACGUUGAAGCCGGAUGGUAGCGAUGGGAGGGCAUGGCUUGUCGCCGAGAAAACAUUGGAACGGUUUGGCUUCGACGCGGAGAAGAGCUACUGGGAGGAGAUCAAAUGGGUUAGCUGUAACUUGGAGCAUGUAUUCGAGUCCUGGACGGGCAAGUCGGGGAUCUGUGAUCGCGUAUCGGAAUACUGGCGUAACGUGUUUGAGAGUCCGAAUGAACAAACCCCCGUGUUCACGCAAAGCUGA
Aspergillus nomiae NRRL 13137 is the source of this 1476-nucleotide messenger RNA. Its product is annotated as alpha-mannosyltransferase. Gene Ontology annotation, cellular component: Golgi apparatus. Gene Ontology annotation, biological process: mannan biosynthetic process. The coding region runs from base 1 to 1476 and encodes 491 amino acids. NCBI's taxonomy places the organism in Eukaryota, Fungi, Ascomycota, Eurotiomycetes, Eurotiales, Aspergillaceae. The transcript has a single exon. The record is from RefSeq and is a predicted model, not a curated record. Gene Ontology annotation, molecular function: alpha-1,2-mannosyltransferase activity.